CAAGUAACGAUAAUUACAAGGCAAACUAGGGUCAAACCCAUCUCAACCCAUCCACCUAGUGAUCCAUCGGAUUUUCACGGAAAACCCUAAAAUCAAACGCGAUUUGUAAUCGUUUGCCACACCUCAAAACAUUCUCCUUUUUUCUUCUAAAUCUUCUCCAAAAUAUCUGCUCCUAUUUCGUCAUCUCUUGUCGCGAAACUCAGACAGCUAAAGACGCUUAUUCGGAGCAAACUAACCACUUUAACCACAACCAUCGAGAGUUGUAGGAAGUGAAAAUGGCGAAGAUACGAUGGACUAGGAAGAAGAGAACGAAACAACUGAAGGACAUAACUUCUCCAGUAAAAGAAGUUCCAGAGGUUGAGGUUGAGAUUCCGAAGUCAAUUGAGAAAGAGAACGAGGACGAGGCGAACUCUGCUGAAGAUGAGGCGAAGGAGAACGAAGACGAGGUGAAGGAGAACGAGGUGAACUCUGAUGCAGAUGAGGAGAACGAGAACAAGGUGAACCCUGUUGAAAAUGAAGAGAACGAGCAGGAGGCGAACUCGGUUGAUAAUGAAGUAGUAGAAAAUGAAGACGACGCAGUAGAAGAGGAAGAGAGCUCAAAGGAAGAAGAGGCAAAUGUGGAUGAAAAUGAAGUAGAAGAGAAUGAGGAGAACUCAGGAGAAGAGGAAGAGGAGACGAAUUCAGGUGAACAUGAAGUAGAAGAAGAAGAACAUGAAAACAUCAACUCUGAGAAUAAUCCUCCUGUUGAAGAUGUGUAGACCAAUGAAGAAGGAGAAAGAGAAGAAGGAAGUACCGGUCGAACUUCAAACGAGGAAAGUGAUUCCGUCGAUGUGGCGCUAAAACCAUUGGGCAUGUACUUCCCACCGUCUGAGUAUAGGAAGAAGAUCAAGAUAUCUACUAGGUGUUUUAUUACUGAUGUAAUGGAUACCCUAAAAGAACUAGACCCUCCGAUGACUACGGCGGAGAAGAGUUGG
Messenger RNA from Brassica oleracea var. oleracea, 974 nucleotides. RefSeq names its product glutamic acid-rich protein-like. The transcript has 3 exons. Lineage: Eukaryota; Viridiplantae; Streptophyta; Magnoliopsida; Brassicales; Brassicaceae. The record is from RefSeq and is a predicted model, not a curated record. Bases 276 to 758 code for a protein of 160 amino acids.